Molecule: messenger RNA, 737 nt
Organism: Cheilinus undulatus (humphead wrasse)
Lineage: Eukaryota; Metazoa; Chordata; Actinopteri; Labriformes; Labridae
Product: troponin C, slow skeletal and cardiac muscles-like
Exons: 6
Coding region: 86-571 (161 amino acids)
Cellular component (GO): myosin II complex
Molecular function (GO): calcium ion binding
Source: RefSeq, a predicted model, not a curated record
UCCUAGCUGUCAAUAUUUGUCCCGUGUCUGAGAGCAGCAGCGGUGUGUCAGAGGCAGGGGCCGAGCAGCAGCAGCAGCAGCAGCCAUGGAUGACGUCUAUAAAGCAGCGGUUGAGAACUUGACGGAGGAGCAGAAAAAUGAGUUCAAGGCUGCGUUCGACAUCUUCAUCCAGGAUGCAGAGGACGGCUGCAUCAGCACCAAAGAGUUGGGGAAGGUGAUGAGGAUGCUGGGACAGAACCCGACUCCAGAGGAGUUACAGGAGAUGAUCGAUGAGGUGGAUGAGGAUGGCAGCGGUACAGUAGACUUCGAUGAGUUCUUGGUCAUGAUGGUCCGCUGCAUGAAGGAGGAGAGUAAAGGAAAAUCAGAGGAGGAGUUGGCUGAGCUCUUCCGCAUGUUUGACAAGAACGGAGACGGCUACAUAGACUUAGAGGAGCUGAAGGCCAUGCUGGAGUCGACUGGAGAGGCCAUCACAGAAGACGACAUCGAGGAGCUGAUGAAGGACGGAGACAAAAAUAAUGAUGGAAAAAUUGAUUAUGAUGAGUUCCUGGAGUUCAUGAAAGGUGUUGAAUAAAGGAUUCAUCUGGAGGACAAUGACUGCAUCUUCAUCAUCUUCAUCAUCAUCUUCUCUGCUUUUAUAAAACCCACCAACAGAGCUCCAGUCCUCAGCAGACCUCUGUACCGUCAGUUAGCUUAAACUACCCCACCCAUGCACUGAGAGGUUCCCUGAGAGAUCUCAC